This is a messenger RNA of Caenorhabditis elegans, 2110 nucleotides long. It is a transcript of the gene perm-5, whose product is annotated as PERMeable eggshell. Gene Ontology annotation, cellular component: extracellular region. Lineage: Eukaryota; Metazoa; Nematoda; Chromadorea; Rhabditida; Rhabditidae. Gene Ontology annotation, molecular function: lipid binding. The record is from RefSeq and is marked reviewed.
GCAGCCAACGGGUCCAAAUGUGUGAGCUGCGACGACCGGCAAUCGGAACAAAAGAAAAGUAGCCGCAUCAACCGCCACCGCCCCCUUUAUUAAAGUUUAUUGAAAGAAGGAACAAGCGGAAAACAAAACAGUUUCUCCAAUCCAAUCGUCUUCACAUUCGUUCUCGCUUUGUGAUCAGCGACGACGCGAGAUGCUGAAGCCUUUUAUUAUAAAAUGCUCAAUAUUUCUUCUGCUCAUUUUAUGCUCCGUGGAAUCGUCAGAGUUUGGAGUAACACUCGGAGAUGCAGCGAUUUCACAGCUAAUUCGUCACACAGCAUCACAAUUUCUCGAAGAGACAAGGGUGGCUGAUAUUCUUCUAAAAUCGAAUGAAGAACCAUCAUUCGGCUCACUUGCUCAUCUGAAACUAUUCAACACUGUCUCUUAUCGAAAUGUUUCUGUUCAAUUCCGGCCGAAAGUCGUUCAUGUGUUCUUUGAAAACCUGAACGUCACAUCUCAUGCCAAUCUUUCUGACGUCAUUUGGCCAAUUCCAUUUUCUGAUUCACUUGUGGAUUCUCAUGUGAAAGUGCCACGUGGACACUUGAGAUUUAUUGUCGACGAUCAGAAAGUGACACUCUCGAAAUGUGCAUUAUUUAAUCCAGAUAUUGCAUUUCAGUUGAGAGAUUCAUGGCUCAUUAAUAAGGGAAUCUCUGCAUUCAGUUCAAUGGCUUCUUCAUUUUUUGAAGGAGCACUUUGUUCGGCUCUAUCCUCGUCGACAAAUGAUUUGAAACACAAAGCCGAACGAAAAUUUCCGAUUUAUGAAUUUUUGCCGAAAAAAGUUCAGGAUCACAUGGCUGCUCGAAAUACCACUUUGUUCUAUCGAGUAAACUCGAUCAAUGCAGACGAUCAUCAGCUCACUGUACGUGCUCAAAUUGAAUGGCAAAAGUUGAUUCCGGCGGCAAAUGAUGAAGCUUCGAAUUUACUAAAAGGGCAAGAAGAGCACGGAAAUUCCACGAAAUUGUUGGAUAUGGAGAUGAAAAAUGGAGAUUUGAUUACUGUCUGGUUGGAGGAUGCGAUUUUGAACGAAAUUUUGGAUCAAAUUGAUUGGAAUUUCGAAUGGAUGGACGAACAGAUUCCUGUAACAAGUCCAAUUAUUCCUCCAGAUUCUCGUGAAUUUCUCUCAACUCUCUGCUCCGAGUGCUAUUUCCAAGUUAAUGUUAAUGCAAAGGGACGGCCCACAAUUACGGCUACAAAUUCUUCGCUGCAAUUGACGAAAACUGAUCGUAUUCAUCUUCAAGUCGUAAAUCCACAACAACAGAAAACAACUGUAUUCGUGUCUCUUGUACUCACAAUCACAGCAGCACUCCGUCCUUCUUUCGAUAACGGAACACUACGAACUGGUGUUGAUCUACUUGAAACCAAUAUUGUAAUGGAAAAUGGAGCAUUUCCAAAAGCAUGGGGAGCAUUUAUGACAGAUCUUAUUCGAGGAAUGAUUAUGGAUAUGAUGUGGCCUGAAAUGCAGAGUGCAAUUGAAGAUUUAACAUAUGGAAAAGGCCUGAAAUUGAGCAAAUUCUGUGGAAUUGAUCCUAAUAAUGUGGCGAUUGAAAUAGCCGAAGGAAGUUUCUCUCUGUCAACUCGUCUCGUUUUGCCAAUGUUCCAGUCAGAAAUUUGUCUGAAAGACCUCAAAAGUUCCAUUCCAAACACUUCGAAACUUCUUCAAAAGUCUCAGGCUUCAUCGUUUUCUCGAAAACGGAGGAGUCCAUUUUUCUGAAAGAAAAUCCGAAAAUUUAUCAGCUCACACCUCUCCAAAUCCUUGCCAUUUACAUACAUUGCCAUCAUCGCUUGAUCCGUUUUUUUUUCAAUAAUUUUCCUAAAAAACUUGUUGUUUUCACUCAAUUCCCCUUUGCCACGUGUUUCAUGGGUUUUAUCACUAAUACGUGUAUUCUCUUCUACGCAACAUCAUCAUCAGUUUCCCCCAAUCCCAAUCAAAUAUAUGCUUAUAAAAUACAUGACAUAUGAUUUUUAUAUUGUUUAAGCUAUAAUGUUUUUUUUUUCAAUUGUAUGAUUGCUUAUUUUUUGAAUUUUGAAAAUAUUUCGAAAUAUGGUUUAAAAAUAAAAAUUUUCAGUGUAAACU